Messenger RNA from Castor canadensis (American beaver), 2082 nucleotides. RefSeq names its product failed axon connections homolog, metaxin like GST domain containing (gene Faxc). Gene Ontology annotation, cellular component: cytoplasm. Lineage: Eukaryota; Metazoa; Chordata; Mammalia; Rodentia; Castoridae. The record is from RefSeq and is a predicted model, not a curated record.
GUCGCCGCCGCCUGCGCCCUCCGCGCGCAGCUGAGCCCGCGCCGGGCCAAGCCGGCCCCUUCCCAUGCGGGCGGCGCGGGCCCUGGGAGGGUCGCCCGGAGCCAGCCGCGCAGCAUGCACUGGGGGGUUGGCUUUGCCUCGUCCAGGCCGUGCUUGGUGGAUCUGAGCUGGAACCAGAGUGUCUCCUUCUUCGGCUGGUGGGCCGGGUCCGAGGAGCCCUUCUCUUUUUAUGGGGACAUCAUCGCUUUCCCUUUGCAGGAUUACGGUGGGAUCAUGGCAGGGCUGGGCUCCGAUCCCUGGUGGAAGAAAACCCUUUACUUGACUGGGGGAGCUUUGCUGGCCGCAGCUGCGUAUCUGCUCCACGAACUCCUGGUCAUUAGGAAACAGCAAGAGCUUGACUCCAAAGAUGCCAUUAUUUUGCAUCAGUUUGCAAGACCUAACAAUGGUGUUCCCAGUUUAUCUCCUUUCUGUUUGAAAAUGGAAACCUAUUUAAGGAUGGCUGACUUACCCUAUCAGAACUAUUUUGGUGGAAAACUCUCUGCUCAAGGGAAAAUGCCUUGGAUUGAAUAUAAUAAUGAAAAAGUUUCUGGCACAGAAUUUAUAAUUGAUUUUCUGGAAGAGAAACUUGGAGUGAAUUUAAACAAAAACCUUGGCCCUCAUGAAAGAGCCGUGUCCCGAGCAGUGACCAAGAUGGUGGAGGAGCACUUCUACUGGACAUUAGCUUAUUGCCAGUGGGUGGACAAUCUCAAUGAGACCCGGAAGAUGCUCUCUCUUAGUGGUGGUGGUCCCUUCAGUAACCUGCUGAGGUGGGUCGUGUGCCACAUAACGAAAGGAAUCGUGAAGCGCGAGAUGCAUGGCCACGGCAUUGGCCGCUUCUCAGAGGACGAGAUUUACAUGCUGAUGGAGAAGGACAUGCGGUCUUUAGCAGGGCUUUUGGGUGACAAGAAGUACAUCAUGGGGCCAAAACUUUCCACUCUCGAUGCCACCAUCUUUGGACACUUGGCGCAGGCAAUGUGGACCUUACCAGGGACAAGACCUGAGCGGCUGAUCAAAGGUGAGCUGAUCAACCUUGCCAUGUACUGUGAGAGGAUAAGGAGGAAAUUCUGGCCUGAGUGGCACCACGAUGAUGACAACACCAUCUAUGAAUCUGAGGAGAGCAGUGAAGGCAGCAAAACUCACACCCCCCUGCUGGAUUUUAGCUUAUACUCAAGGACAGAGACCUUUGAAGAUGAGGGAGCAGAGAACAGUUUUUCCAGAACCCCAGACACAGAUUUCACCGGACACUCACUCUUUGAUUCUGAUGUGGACAUGGAUGAUUACACAGAUCAUGAACAGUGCAAGUGACGUCCAGCCUUGUUGACCCUCUUCCUUUGGAGCUGCCACAACUUGGGGUCGGCCCAUUUUCCCAGGUAGAAAUCCAUCUGAGCUGGGAGGAGAUCUUCGUGCUUGGCCCAGUUUUCACAUGCUAACUGGACAAUAGCCGCCUUAUUUCUUUUUUGUACAGAGAAAACACAGAACCAUUCAAAUGACUGCAUUUAAAGCAAACAGGAAAAAAAUCAGCAUGGUUCCUGAAAUCCAUUUUUGUUUUCAUUAGAAAACUAAUAUUGUGUGGCAGAGCAGGUAAAUAAGUGGAUUGUCACCUCUUCAGUUGAGGGCAUAGUUGUAAAAUGGAUUUUUGAGCAUCCUUCAUCCACUAGGAGUUGACAAGACUUGUCGUCAGACAAGACUUAGGAGAUAAAUGUUCUUUGGUGGCCACUUGUAUGUUAUGUGUAUAAUUGAAUGUUGAGAAAUAAGUCAAAUAAAGUCCACAGGUAACCAAUGGACACCUACUAUGUGCAAAGCACUGAGCUGGGUGCUAAUCAGUAUCAGUUUUAUUCUAUGCCCUGCCAGUGACUAGAUGUGUGAUUUUGGGCAAGUCCCUUAACUAUUGUGUGCCUCAUUUCUCCCACCUGUAAAGUGGGGAUAACAAUACUCUCCACCUUCCUACCUCACAGGGCUGUUGUGGGGAUUCAUGUGGUAACAUUCGUAUGGCACUGGAAACCUCUUAGAAGUGGUAUGACACGUACACAUUUUAUUCUUUCU